AUGUCACUCGCUUGGCUUCGAAACCAUGCACGGAAUCGCCAUCGCGGUACAACUAAGACUUACCAGCGUCAUGCAGCGCAACGAGCACAUCGCCAAUUGACUAGUGCUCAAGCGUAUGCACCUCGUGUCGCUUACGAUAAUUCGUUCGUAGCAGACAGCAGUGUCACUUCCCGAGAUGCCGAUUGGACGAGCGAGGAACAAUAUAAGCGCCAAUACUUCCGUCUCGGCUGGGAAAUAACACCAAUCCGGAAGGAUGGCAAUGGUCUCUUUCGAAGUUUAAGUGAUCAGCUCUACGGACAUGAACGACGUCACUUGGAGCUCCGUCGGCGUCUCGUGGACUUUAUUGAUCUCGAAUGCGCUUUCUUCGAGCCGUUUGUAGUUGGCGAAGGAGUCGUCGAGUACUGCUCGCGACUUCGUGAAGCAGGUGCGUUAGGAGGCCAUCCGGAGCUUGUCGCCGCGUCUAGACUACUGGGCAUUAACAUCAUCGUGCACACUGGUCCUGUCAAGCGAUUGCAUAUUGAUACGGAUAGAUACGCGAGGACUAAGGAAGGUAAAGGCAAGACGAUUAACCUACUGCUCAUGGACGACCACUACAUCAGUCUUCGCAAGAGCGGGAGAUCUUUUCACCGACAACAUGGAUGUUCAGAUACGUGCUUGUGCAAGCGAAUUGUGACUCCAUCCAGAGCUUCAAUCAACUUCCGCGCAUCUCUCGAUGCCCGCUCGUCAGAUAUAGGUUCGAGUUAUCAUGGUCAUCGUAGCUUGGAUACACGCAGCUCCCUUGGGGAUCAACCUGUUGGUAUCGGAUCAGAAAAGCGUAGACGAGCUCCGAUUGUUAAGGGUGCCUACGGACGCAAGCCUGUGCCAGACGCAGACACCAGUAGCGACGAGGACACAUCUGUGUGCAAGACAUUACAAAUGACGUCGGUCAAGCCAAGGUCACGACCACCUCCUCCACCAGAAAAGCGCAAACGUCCGGCAUCGGAUACUUCAUCUUACUCUAUGCCAGCCAAGCCAAAGACCCCAGCUCCUACUGCGCCACCUGCCCAGUCUAACUCUCUCGUGCAUGCUGCAAGUAAACCAGAAGUUGUAGCACCAUCGGCUCAAGUACUAUCAACUAGGUCACAACCUCCGACUCCUGUGCAACCCAAGGCAGCAUCAUUCCGUACGAAAACUUCCAUGACAACUUUUGCAGCGAAAGCCAAGAGCCCUGGUGUGGUGCUAUUCCAGCCGGAGUCGUUAAAGCCUGUAAAGCCUAGGGCUCCGCUAGCAGUGUUGUUCGACCCUGAGCAGGCUGCUGCAUCUAAACCAACAUCAACUACAGUGUUCACAAACACAACAGUGGACACAGCAACGCCCAUAAAGCCUACGUCGGUAGGAGCUCUGGAGGAACCCGAGAUGAGAUCGGAAGACCGCGCAAAAUUGCCUCGGUAUGGUGUACACCGGCCGCGCCGUGCUGUCUUCAACGGUGGAAAACGUCGUCGGUCUAGUGCAGCUGCCCUAUCCUUGUUGCAGGAGGUCUCGGCAAGCUUAAACACCACUACUUCUGAGCCAGUGAUCACUAACGCCAAGCCGCUGGUGACCACAAUCAAACCAGCCGUUACGGUUAAGCCGGUGGUGACCACAAUCAAACCAGCCGUUACGGUUGAGGCGGUGGUGACCACAAUCAAACCAGCCGUUAUGGUUGAGACGGUGGCAACCACCGCCGAAGUUGUUCCUGCGGCCAAGCCGAGCCCGCGAACACCACGCUCCAUGGAGAUUAAAAAGUCAAGCAAAAAAGUGUUUCGUCAAGGUCGCCUCGUGGAAGCGCACUGA
Messenger RNA from Peronospora belbahrii, 1812 nucleotides. Lineage: Eukaryota; Oomycota; Peronosporomycetes; Peronosporales; Peronosporaceae. The record is from the annotation of a GenBank genome assembly.